This is a messenger RNA of Amaranthus tricolor (Joseph's coat), 1536 nucleotides long. RefSeq lists its product as uncharacterized. Gene Ontology annotation, molecular function: ubiquitin-protein transferase activity. Lineage: Eukaryota; Viridiplantae; Streptophyta; Magnoliopsida; Caryophyllales; Amaranthaceae. Gene Ontology annotation, cellular component: CCR4-NOT complex. The transcript is spliced from 3 exons. The coding region runs from base 186 to 1256 and encodes 356 amino acids. Gene Ontology annotation, biological process: protein ubiquitination. The record is from RefSeq and is a predicted model, not a curated record.
CUACCUGACUCCCAAAAGUCGAUUUUGAGGAGCAGAGCAGUUUCCGUUAUCCAUUCUCUCUCUAUUCACAAACCAAUUAAAAGAUUUUUCAGAUUUUUCUUCUCCCGUUUUACUCUUCGUCCUCUGAAAAACCAAUACAAAUUAGGGUUUUUGAUUUCAAUCAAAUUUGGGGUUUAUCUUUCACCAUGGUUUCUGAUUCAAUCAUCAAUGCUUCCAUUCCCGAUGCUUCCAAGGAUUCCACCAAGAAAAAGAGGUCUAAUUGGUCGGCAAAAUUGAAGCAGUCCAAGCGUGAUGUUCGUCGAGAACAGUGGCUUUCUCAAGGUAAGAACAAGAAUUGCGAGAAGGCAGCUACCGUGGUUGCUCCUUCUGGUGGUGGUGGUAAAUUUAAUGGGCCAACCAUUGACUUUCGGAAGAAGGCAGCUUCUUUGUGUAAGGACUUGGAAGUGAAAAGUCAGAGAGUGGAGGAAAUCAGUCGCAACGACAGUGAUUCGGAAUCAUCUCCGGUGAAUAGUCCGACGAGUAGCAUUUCUGGGGGCAAUGAUCCAGGGAAUACUUACAGUGGGAGCAGCAGUAGCAGUUGUAGUUUUAGCUUCAGUAGUGGUGGGUGUUGUUCAGGGAGUAUGACUGAGGAGGAGGAAUGUGAAGGGGAUGGAGGUUGUGUUGAUGAUGGGUGUUUAGAUGAUUGGGAAGCAGUUGCAGAUGCUUUGGUUGGUGUUUCUGAAGAUAGUCAGGGUCAUAACCAGGAUGUUGUUGUUUCCCCUGAUCGAGAAACCGCGCUUGGAUCGAGUUUUGGAGCUCAACAGACUAGUUGUGAGGAUGUGAAAGCUCAAGAGAACGGAGUUGGGAUUUUGGGCAGGGGUAAUGGAAAUUGCAGAGCUUGGAGGCCAGAUGAUGCUUUUAGGCCUCAGAGUUUGCCUAAUUUAGAGAAGCAACGGAGUUUUCCAUUGCGUAUUGAGAGGCAUCAUGGGUUUACAAACCCUUGGGUUCGUCAUAUGACUCCUUGUGUGCCUACAUCAUGCCCUAUAUGUUGUGAGGAUUUGGACUUGACGGACUCGAGUUUUCUCCCUUGUUCGUGUGGGUUCCAUUUAUGCCUUUUUUGUCACAAGCGGAUUAUUGAGGAAGAUGGUAGAUGUCCUGGAUGCAGGAAGCCAUAUACUUCAGAUCCAAAAGAGAAGGAAACCAAUGUGUGCAGUGCUGGAGGUAGUCUAACAAUUCGUUUGGCUCGAUCUUGUAGCAUGUCAUCUUCAAGGGUUUAAGAGAGAACAUUGAAUUUGUUUUGUUCAGCUUAUGUAUGGUGGAACUAUCUCAGUUUUUACUUUGUGGUGUCUAUCAGUGUUUCGUUCAUCUAGCCUGAUUAUAGUUUGUAGAUGUGGGUAUAAAAGCUUGUGGUUUUAAGCAUCCGAGUUAUUGAUCUGUCUUGAAUAUAGAGUUUGUUCUCAACAUAUGUGGUGCUUUUGGUAGAGGAAUUGAUGCUAGUAUGUGAAUAAUAAGUCGUACAGAAAUUGAAUACAUCUAAGCUUUUUACAAUCUUGUCUA